Messenger RNA from Trichosurus vulpecula (common brushtail), 5294 nucleotides. It is a transcript of the gene ITGAE, whose product is annotated as integrin subunit alpha E. Gene Ontology annotation, biological process: cell-cell adhesion; cell-matrix adhesion; cell adhesion mediated by integrin. The record is from RefSeq and is a predicted model, not a curated record. Gene Ontology annotation, molecular function: integrin binding. Gene Ontology annotation, cellular component: external side of plasma membrane; integrin complex. NCBI's taxonomy places the organism in Eukaryota, Metazoa, Chordata, Mammalia, Diprotodontia, Phalangeridae.
AUGAGAGCCCGAGGCAGUGUGGGGGCUUCGGGGUCUCGGGCGCUGGGGAAGAAGGAGCCCCCCAGCCCUGACCGGGCCAGGCGUGGGACUGUGUUUCAUGGACUUGGCCUCUGGGCGCCUGCGCCACUCAAGGUGGCCCGAGAUGUAGCAGCUGGAGGACACCAGGCGAUAUUCUCUCAUUCGGAAGAGCAGGAAGCAAGGCCUCCCGUUCUUGGCAGGCAAGUGAGCGCCUGCGCGCGGGAGCCGCCGGGCUCCUGGCCCACUGUUCUGGGUCCUGCUGUGCCCAAGUCACGAGGUCUCUGUGCUCCCGUGCCCACCCCCUUUCUGACCGGGUUGUUGGUGCCAGGCAGGCCAGAACCAUCUUUUGUGCCCAUCGGACCUUCUGACAGCAGGGGCAGUUGGGGCACGUGCAAGGGAGGCCAGAAAGGGCUGUGUGUCUGUCCAGCCUGCCAUGGUACAGGUGCAGAUCGCCGAGGCCCUGCCCUCGAGGAGCCUGGGGGGGACCUGGAUUCCGGUGCAGCCAUGAUAGCAGUGCUUUCCCCAAUUACGGCGCCCCCCCACUCCCGCCGCCGCAGGCAACCCACCCCUGCAGCCCCCUGGGGGCUGAAGCCCCCGCGGUUCAGCUUCGGCUCCCAGCUGGGCUCAGCAGCCAGAACAAGGGGCUGGGGGAGAGGGGGAGGCAGAGACUUGACAAAGUGGCUCCCCUCUGCCAUGGGGCAGCAGGGGGCUUUCCUCCAGAUCCCACAUCCCUCAGAUCUGCCUGGGCCAGCUGAGAUCCUGGCCAGGCCUGGGACCAGCCUCCAGGGCCUGGAAUGGAUUAUCUGUCUGGCUCCUGGAGCAACUCCUCCCCGUGAUGCCCCACUGCACACCCUGGGGACACCCCCCUAUGCCCUCCUUAAACUCUGCUGCCUAUACCUGAUCCCAACAGGGCAGAUGCGGCUGUAUGAGGCCAGAGCCUGGCAGACAGGUCACUUCCUGAGGCCUGGAAGCCAGGCCUCCCUGCAUGCAGCCCAUGCGUCAGGCCACUUCACUUUGUUCAGAAAAGGGGUCUUUCUGAUCCCUGCUUCCUGCCUACAGGUGGAGGCAUGGCCAACCUCAUCCUUGCCCCCACUAGAGACACCGCUCACAGCUGGUGCUCGACUAUGGGGAUGUGAAUGUGUUCUUGUGGGAGUCUACUUGAGCUGUCCUGGGGAAGCUGAGGGGUGCCAUACCUGCUGCUGGGGAGCCUGUACCACCUCCCCCUGCUCUACCUUCAGGUCCACUCCCAACAUGAGGCUGCUGCAGGCUGUCCUCUGCCUGAUAGGGAACAUGUAUGCUUUCUUCUCAUGCAAAGCCAACACUUCUGCCACACCACCAGCCCACAACCCCAGCUGGGGUGUGCCCACUGCAGGGGCUCCUGGGGAGGGAGAAGGGCAGCUAGUGGGGAGGCUGAGGAAGGACAGACAGACAAAGGCUCUGGGUGGGGGUGGCCUGAGCGCUAACUGCCCCUCCCCUCCAAUCCUAGGCCAGUUGAGGCCCCUGCACCCAGGUGCACCCACCCACACAGGAAAGGGUGGCCUGCAGCUGAAGCUCCCCUCCCCCAAGGCAGGGCAUCAAGAAAUCCAACAGAAAUCUGCCAGAUUCACUGAUCGUUGCUCAUCUUGGCACAGCAGAGGGCUGCUCGUUACUGGACCCUGGCGAGCACAGGGAGCUGCCCACUUCCACAACUGUAGCCUCCUCCAAGAUGACCAGAUCCACUGUCAGCCCCUGAAGUAUGCGCCCACUCCUCAGGGGUCAUACCCUCAGGUCUCCAUGGCGAGGGGUCCAGACGGCACAUUGGUGGCGUGUGCUCAGGUGAAGAGACGGCGUCCACGGAGCCUGGCCCAGGAGCUGAACGGGGCCUGUAGCCUUCUGGGGGCAGACUUGGGCCUAGAGAGUUGCUUUGGCUUCUCUAGCAUUGAGAAUCUCCCAGUCCAAGAAACCUGGGGUGGAAAUCCUGGGGGUUCAUGCCUGAGCCUGGAGCCUGCUGCCAGCGGCCCCCACCAGGACCGUCCCAACGCCAACCGUAACAACCACAACAGCAACCCCAGCAUCAAGGAGAAUCAGGCCCUGGAGAAGGAGGAGGAUGGGGAGGCGGGCACAGAGAUCGCCAUUGUCCUGGAUGGGUCUGGAAGUAUAGACCCCUCCGACUUCCAAAGAGCCAAGGACUUCAUCCACAACAUGAUGCAGACCUUCUAUAAGAAAUGCUUUGAGUGCCGCUUUGCAGUGGUCCAGUAUGGGGAAGUGAUCCAAACAGAAUUUGACCUUGAGUACAGCAGAGACGUCGAUGCCUCCCUCCAGAGAGUCAUGAACAUAAUCCAAGUGGGGAAAGUGACUAAGACUGCCUCAGCCAUCCAGCAUGUCCUGGAUUCUGUCUUCACUUCCAGCCGGGGAUCCCGGGAGAAGGCUUAUAAGGUCAUUGUGGUGCUGACGGAUGGUGACAUUUUUCAGGACCCCCUGAACCUGAGCACUGUGAUCCACUCUCCUCAGAUGAAGGGCAUUGAGCGUUUUGCCAUUGGGGUUGGAGCCGCUUUCAACAACACAAAGGCCAACCAGGAGCUGCACUUGAUCGCCUCAGACCCCGAUGAGACCCACGCCUUCAAGGUGACUGACUACUCGGCUCUGGACGGACUGCUGAGCAGCCUUGAGCAAAGGAUCAUCAGUGUAGAAGGCACUAUUGGAGAAGCCUUACAGUAUGAGCUGGCCCAGAUCGGCUUCAGUGUGCACGUCCUGGGCAAGCAGCAGGUCCUGCUGGGAGCUGUGGGGGCCUUUGACUGGUCAGGAGGGGUUAUGCUGUACAACACAGACAGCCAUCAGUUUCACUUCCUCAAUGAGUCCAUGAAGGAGCCCAGGACUGCCCAGUACAGCUACCUGGGCUACUCACUGACAUCAGUGAAGGCACGCAGUGGCACCUCCUACCUCGCCGGAGCACCCCAGCACGGCCAGAGAGGAAAGGUGCUCUCCUUCAGGAGGGAUGCUCCAGCCCUAGGCUUCCUCCCUGUCCUGGAGGGAGAGCAGAUGGGUUCCUACUUUGGUUCCGAGCUCUGCACCCUGGAUGUGAACAUGGAUGGGGUCACGGACCACCUGCUCGUGGGAGCACCCUUUUAUCAUGUUCGGGGGGAAGAAGGCCGGGUAUAUGUGUACCGCCUGGAAGGGCAGCCUGACUCCUUUGUGCUGUCGCUGACCCUGAGCGGCCGGCCCCAGUUUGUCUUUGCGAGAUUCGGGUUUGCAAUCGCUGCUGCAGGGGACCUCAACCAGGACAGACUGGGCGACGUGGUCAUCGGGGCGCCCCUGGAGGGGUACCCGGUGGGCGCUGACACCAGCUUCGGCAGCAUCUACAUCUAUAACGGGCACCCUGACGGCAUCGCGGGCAGCCCUUCUCAGUGGGUCCGAGCAGCCAACCUGGCCCCAGGGCUGCGGUAUUUUGGGGUGUCCGUCGAUGGCGGAGUUGACAUCUCUGGGGACGGCUUGGAUGAUGUCGCUGUUGGUUCUCUGGGCCGGGCAGCUGUGUUGUGCUCCAGGCCUGUGGUCAGGCCACAGGCUGCCAUGAUCUUCAGCCCCAGCAUGGUGAGGCCUGGCCACUAUCAGAACAUCAGCACCCGACUGUGCUUUGAGAUGACCCCAGACAGCCCAUGGGCCAGGAAAGGGGCCAAAGGGCUGCCACUGAAUGUGACCAUCGAGCUAGAUGUGAAGAAGCAUUGGAAGCGGGUUCUGUUUGAGGAUCGGAGCUCUCGGAGCCAGCAGGAGUGGCUGGGCCCUGGCUGUGUCGACUUCCUGCUUAUCCCAGCUGAGGGAGAGGCAUGUGACAAUGACUGCUUUUCCAACAUCACAAUCAAGGUCAGCUACCAGCUAAGUAACCUGGAGGGCCAUUGGGAGCACCCCCAACCCAUCCUGGAUCAGCUCAGCAAGCCCACUGCCCACUUUGAGCUGCCCUACGAGAAGAACUGCCAGAAUAAGUCCGUCUGUGUGGCCGAAUUGAAGCUGAAGACUCACCUGUCCCCGAAGAAAGUAGUGGUGGGGGUCACAAGGGAAGUAACGAUGAACAUUCACCUUGCCAACACUGGGGAAGACUCCUACAUGACCAGAAUGAUUUUGAUGCACCCUCCAAACCUACAGCUGAAGAGAAUCCAAAAGCCCUACGCACCCCCCAUAGAGUGCAUGGAUCCCACACCUGCCAUCAUCUGCAAGAUUGGCCACUCCGUGUUCAAGAAGUCAUAUGUCAACUUAUCAAUAACUUGGCAACUAGACGAAAAAAAAUUUCCCAAUGAAACAGCAGAAAUUACCAUUAAUGUUACUAAUUCCAAUGGUCAGCCCCCAGUGGAGGAGAGACAGGAGCUUCAGGUCAAGUACCACCUUGCUGUAGCUCUCCAUAAGACCCCCUCCCCUCCUCGAGCUCAUUGGUGUCAUCUCAUCCACAGACCCCUAGUGACGUACAUGACCCCCAGCCGAGGCCUUUCAGAGCACAAAGAGUUCCAGUUUGACAUCCAUGGGGAAAAUCUCUUUGGAGCUGAGUUUGUAUUAGAGGUCUGUGUUCCUGCCAAAGUGCAAGGCCAUGACAUCAUAAAACUGAAGAAUGUAACAACCGCACAGGCCGGUUCGAAGUGCAGCAGGGAACCAGGGUGCAAGGCCCGCUGCCCAGAAGAGCCCGCCGAGGCUGCGGACCUGCAGUGGCUGCGUCUGCGCUGUGCGCUGUCCUCCGCCCCCUCCAAAGUGGGGCUGGGGGUGGAGCUGAGCCCGCAGCUGCCCGAGGCCCUGUCGAAGCUGUGCAUCCCCGCUGAGAUCUCCUUCCACGAAGGCGUGUACGAGAGCCUGGGGCCGGGCAGCCUCAGGAGCUCGAUCACCAUUAUCCUGCUGAAGGCCCCCAGGCUUCUCACCUUGCCCAUCAUCCUAGGAAGCAGUGCUGGUGGAGUUCUGCUGCUGGUUGGGAUCAUCGCCAUGCUUUGGAAGUGUGGCUUUUUUAAGAGAAAAUACCAGGGAGCUGCCUCAGGCAACACAAGAAAAUCACAGGAAUUGGAAAACUUGCCCCAGGCAGAGAACUAGGGCCCUGUUAUUGGUGUCAUCCUUAAGAUUUAACCUUCACAUCAAACCAUGCUGUCCCUUUGACCUGGCAAUACCACGUCUGGCUCUGUAUCCCAAAGAGAUUAAAAAGAAAAAGGGAAAGAACCUACAUGUACAAAAUAUCUAGAUCAGCUCUUUUCUGAUGGCCAAAAACUGGAAACUAAAGGGAUGUGUAUCAAUUUGGGAAUGACUGAGCAAGUUGUGCUAUGUGAUUGUGA